ACGUCACUCAGUUUGAUGAGAGGCUGUGGCGCGGCAAGGUGUAGCGAAGCUUUGUGUGUAGAUAAUUGUAAUCUGAAGAAUUUUUGUGAGUGGGAUAGGGCCCCAGCGGAGUGUUGAACUGGCGAGGACGCCGGAGCGGACACCUAGACACUGGUGAAGGUAGGCGGGCGGCGUUAUUUGAGGGAGAUUACACCCACAGACCGGCUCCCUCAGUACUCACACACAGUAACGGUAACUUGAAUACUAGAGGAACAGCUGAUGACCCGACGCCGCUAUCAUGGACGACAACAGCAAACGACAGGGCACCAGAGUAUUUAAGAAGAGUUCACCAAAUGGAAAAAUCACAGUGUACCUCGGGAAGAGGGACUUCGUUGACCACAUUACACACGUAGACCCGAUAGAUGGAGUAGUUCUUAUUGAUCCAGAAUACCUGAAGGACAGAAAAGUUUUUGGCCAUGUAUUAUCUGCUUUCCGGUAUGGCCGUGAAGACUUGGAUGUUCUCGGCCUCACAUUUCGGAAGGACUUAUAUCUAGCCUCAGAACAGAUAUUUCCUCUUGAUCCUGCAAGCAAGAGGCCACUAACUAGAUUACAGGAACGUCUCAUCAAGAAAUUAGGACCAAAUGCCCUUCCUUUCUUCUUUGAGCUCCCCCCACAUUGCCCGGCAUCAGUUACGCUGCAGCCAGCACCUGGGGAUAUGGGCAAACCAUGUGGGGUGGAUUAUGAGCUUAAGGCAUAUGUUGGGGACAGUGUUGAUGACAAACCUCAUAAACGGAAUUCUGUGCGGUUGGCAAUCAGGAAAGUAAUGUAUGCCCCCAUGAAGCAGGGAGACCAGCCAAGUGUGGAGGUUAGCAAGGAGUUUAUGAUGUCCCCAAAUAAACUACAUCUUGAAGCAUCUUUAGACAAAGAGUUAUAUUACCAUGGAGAAACAGUAGCUGUUAAUGUCCAUAUACAGAAUAAUUCUAAUAAAAGCGUCAAGAAAAUUAAAGUGUCAAUUCGACAGUUUGCAGACAUCUGCCUAUUUUCAACAGCUCAGUAUAAGUGCACAGUGGCUGAAACGGACAGUGAUUGCAGGGAAGGCUGCCCUGUGGGGCCUGGUUUCUCCAUCAGUAAGGUUUUCUCACUGACGCCACUUCUGACCAACAACCGUGACAAGUGGGGGCUGGCCCUUGAUGGCAAGCUCAAAGAUGAAGACACCAACCUAGCAUCCUCUACUGUUAUCACCGAUUCUUGUCAGAAGGAAAACCUGGGUAUUAUCGUGCAGUACAAGGUCAAAGUGAAGCUUAUUCUUGGUCCACUUGUAGGUGACUUAGUAGCAGAGUUGCCAUUCACCCUGAUGCACCCAAAGCCAGAGGAGGACCCAGAGAACAUGAAGCCAACUGCACCGGCAACAUCUUCCCCGACAAAGGACUCCGAGUCUACUCCACCGGUGGAUACAAACCUUAUUGAACUUGACGCGGAUGGAACUACUUGCUAUGCUGACCAAGAUGACGAUAUUAUCUUUGAAGAUUUUGCUCGCCUUCGGUUGAAGGGUGAAACAGAGGCAUAGGAAGUUUCAUAGAAUGCAGAUGUAUGGAGUCUACAAAAUAACAAAUGUUAUUUUGGAAUAAUACUGAAGAAAUCAGAAGAUACACAAUGGAAAUAAAAUGUUGAUGUACAGUAGUUAUUGUGAUGAUAACAAGUGAAAAGAAUUUGUAAUCUCAUCAUGUGACACUGAAUUCAACAACCCUUAUGUGAAGGAAGGUACAGUAUAGUACUCAGUCAACAGUCUGUUGCCAUGCCGUAGGUGUCAAAAUUAUGGAAUUGCCUACUUGUGCUUCAUGUUUUAGCUUCAGCCGUUUACAAACAAUACUGUGCUUUUUUAUUAUUUUUUUUUCAUUUUGUACACUUGCUGUAUAUGAAAUGUAUCCUUACAACAGGACAAUACUUGAUAGAUUUUAGUCUGUGUCCUAGAUUUUAGUGGCUUGAUCAACAGAGCACAAUCAAAGCUUCAAGUAUAAAAGGAUUAAUUACACAUCUUAGAGUGAGUGCUUGCUCUGUGACAACGAAAGUAUGUAUUAUUGGUUCUUAUAUCCCCUUGAGGAAACCCUCUGCUUGACUGGAUUAUAUCAGAAUUUUUACUUUUUAAUUAUUUUAUUUAUUGAGGUACCUCUUUGUUCAAUAUUUUUUCCAUUAUACUGAUGUUCAUAGGACAAAGUGGGUCAUGUAAAAUUUGAAGAACUAAGCAAUGGGUAUUAAUGUAAAAAUUUCAGCUGAAGUAUUUCUUUACUCCUCUUUUACAUUAGAAUUUUGCAGUUUAUAUUAUUGUUUAAUGCUGUUUCUAAUUAGCCUCUGCCACGGUUUUCAUGUUACCCUUAAGUCUGGAACCAAACAGUCAUAAAGAUGUAGUCAGGUAUUGUGCACAGUUAAGUCAAGAUGGUCCAAGUGAAAUAACAGGAAACUUAUGUCAUUGUAUUUUAAGAGGGAAGUUACCUCAGCACUUGUGAGUUACCUCUAAAAUAAUUAAUGUGUUGUCUGUAUGGUAUGACACUGUAAUUAGUUGAAAGCAUUCCUUGUCACUGGGGAUCUUGGAGAUGUGUUUCCACUCAUUAUCCAGGCUGUGUUAGGGAAGAGUUUUGGGAGGUUAAGACAUAAUCCUAAAUGUAACUGUAUAAUUUUAUAGAACAGGAUCUUUCUAAGUAAAAUAUCAAGCUCAUUUAUGUUGGCUUUAUGAUGAGCAUCAAAUUCAAGAAUAGAUUUACUGUGCAUUAUUAUUAAUCUGUACAGAACUGGUUAUUUCCAUUAUGACCACUAAAGUAAUUGUCUAUAUAUCUGCUGAUGAUUGUGCCAUUUUCCUCCGUAUUUAGUGUGCCUCAUCCAAAAUCUAAUUGAAGCACCAUUUGUGUCUGUAUUAUCUAGAUACUGUUUGUUUGGAAAAAAUGGCCUGCUUUCACUCCUGAUGAAAUUUAGGAAAAUAUUAUUUCAAAAAUUUAUUACCAUGAAUAUUGGCGGUGAUUAUGGACUAGAUCUCUUUAAAAGGUAUUGUAGUCGAUACAUGUAUUGGCUCUACCUCUGAUUGAUGAAGCAUUAACACAAAACUUGAUUAAUUUGCCAUUAAUUAGAAUUCUUAAUUGUUAUACUGUAUUUUUAUUUUAUAUGUGAGAACUUGUGAAUUAUUAAAUACGUAUAUCUACUUUGUUUACAUAUAUGUUGAAUUUAUGUAAAUUUGUAAUUUAACAGCUGAAAUUUAGAAAAUAGAAAAUUAAAAUAAUGUACUGUACCUUAGUGUGUUUGCUCUUAUAUAUUUUUUAAUGAUAAAACUAUGUAGAUUUGAUGAUACUGUAGGAGCUGGGUAUUCAAGUUCCUUCUGUAUUGGUUAAUUAUAGUUUUUAUACAGGUGAUCGAAGACUCAUGGGAGAGAUUGAUUGUCAGAAAAAUCUGAUCUAGAAAUGACAUUGAACUUACUAGCAGGGAUAAAAUAAAAGGCAUUAUGUUAUUAUUUAGAUUGAAUAUAUCAUUUUCAUUUAUUUCAUUCUUAAAGGAGAUAAUGAAUGUCUAAGAUGUAAAGAACAAUACCAAUGCAGAAAAAUAUUUUUUUAAUGGUAUGAAAAUUUGUUGUCUGGUGUAAAUUAUUGAAUAUUGUGUGACAUUUUUGGCAUCUCAGCCAUUCAUGUGUUAGAUGUAGGAAUGUGCACAAAGUUAGGCACAACAUAUUUUUUAAGAAAUUUUGUCCCUCAUAGCCUAUUCAGUGAGUCACUUGUGUAUUGUACACUUUUGUUUACACUUAGAGUGAGAAGACUAUAUUUGAAAUGGGUUAAGUUAAACUCUUUGACAAUAUGUUUUACAGUUCUUAAUAAUCUCCUGUGCUGUUCAAGAAGAAUAUUAUAAAAAACAUUGAGGUAUAUUUGUGUGUGUUUGUAAGGGGGUUGGAUGUCACCACUGUAGGAUUGAUAUUUACAUAUACUCAUUAUUCAUACAAAUGUGGUAUUUCAGAUAACAAAUGUGAUUUUGUAGUAUUUGUACGGCUUGACAGUUUUAUCAAAUAGAUGUUGCUAGGCAAGUACUGAUAGAAGUGAGGAGUAAGACAGGUAUGGAAGGUUCACUGCCUGUAGUUAGUGUUAUUUUAAGUAGAAACAAAACAAGAAUGUCAAAUGCUCCCCAGAAAGCAAACACUUCAAAGUGGCAUAAAAGUACAGUGUGAUGUAAUAAGUAUAGAUGUACAGUGCAAUUUCAUAAACUAUUUUUCAACCUUUGACCUCUUACAUGGAGACUUUAAUAUGAUAUAUUAUACAUCAUUUAGUGAUGAUAUGAAAGUGAGUUCCAUAUGCCCUGUGCCCCAUUAAGAGUGCUAUGGGUACAGCACCCUGAAUAUGAAGCCUUUUUCAGUGCAUAAGAAGACAGUGAUUUUAAAUACAGGUUGGACCUUGCUAAUCCGGAAAGCUUGGGACCAGACCGGUUCCGGAUUAGCGAAAAUUCCAAACCAUCAAAGCCGAGGUUCAAAAAAGGCCAAAUAAUGUAUAAAAUGUACUAUUACUGGUACCAAUACAACUUACAUCAGCAUAAAUCAAUCCCAGGCUUACUGGACCUCUUUAUGACAAAGUGUUAGUGCUAUGGCAUGAGUUAACUGUACACUGGUCCCUCUCUUUAUGAGCAUUCACUGUGGGAAUUCGUAUAUUAUCUUCAGAACUAAACAAGAAUUUAUUUGGAAUACUAUACUUUGUAACAUUCAUUGUCAUAAUAUCCUGACCACUGGGGUUAGAUGUACAGACUUUUCCCUGUGAAAAAGCCAUAAUUGUGAGCAACAUAUUACUGUACAGUACUCACUUUGUACUCAAAUGUACUAUGCUAAAGGAUUAAAAAUUUUAUCUUGUGUACAAAUUAUUCUGCUAAGUCAAAUCCUUAUUGCCUUCUUGCUGGGGGGAGGUGUGGUGUUGACAGGGGAGAUUACCAGGUACCUAGUUAUCAGUGGAGGAGGAGGGACUCAGGAUUAUACAAUAGGGGGAGUCUAAGUUUUUUACUUAGAAAGUGUUGCCAACUUGACUUAGCAGAGUAUAACUUGUAUUGUUGGAAUUCUUGCAAGAUAGCAAUUAAUUUCAGUAUAAACAUCCCAUAGUUUACUAGACUUAAAUUUUUUUGUAAAUAACUUAGUACAUUUGAGUACAGAUUGUGAUAAUUGUAAUGUUAUUUCCACAACUCUUAUAGCAUUACUGUUAACUUUUAGUAAUUGUGGAACAUAUCCUAAUUUUCCCCAUAAGAUUAAGUAUUCACUAUAUGCAUCCUGAACCAUCGAAGCUGCUGAACUAUUGGUCCUAGAUUAGCGGGGUCCAACCUGUACUAAUGUAUCAAUACAAGGGCCCAGAUUCACUAACAGGUUAUAAACUUUGUAAGCGCUUAAGGAGUUCAUAUCUCCUGUGGUGGUGAUGCACUAAAUAGUUAGGAAGUCCUCAAAUAGAUUUAAAAUGGCUGACUUUUCUUGGUAACUUACAGUGGCUCCGGAGGUCUCGUAAGCUUCUGCAAGGCGGAAAUAAGAUCAUGUAACUCCCGUUUUCUACUAUACAAUUCGUACCAAAACAGACACAGCUGCCAGAUGUACUUCAAGCAUCACUAGUAAAAAUGGAAUUAAUGAUUGGGUAAUACAGGAGUUGUUUGAUUUCAUUCAUUUUUUUUCCCCGCAGAUCCAUAAUCUUUUUCUUUUCUAUUUUUAAUUUCUUUUUACUUUUAUUUUUUCACCCCAUAGGUCCCGUUGAGGGUCGAUGACCUGUGGGCUAUUUCCCGCAAAAAAAAAAAUAAAAAAUAAAUAAAUAAGUAAAUAAGCAGAUAAAAAAAUAGAAUAAAAAGAGAGUACAACUUUUUAUUCUAAUUAUAAGUUGUUGUUUUGGGUAUUCUAACUACGAUCAUAAAUCACCUGUAGUGGGCAGGGCAUGAAGGAUGAGGGAAAUUGUAGGGUAAAACACGGUUUAAUAUGGUGGGUUCGCCUCCCGGCUAGGAAAUUAGAUAAGGUUAGGUAGGUUUCUUCGGUUGGUUAGGUCAGGUUUUAUUCGGUUCUACUAAAUGUUGCCUCUUUUAAAAUAAAUACUAUAAUGAUAGGAACUUCUGUGGAAAAAAUAUAUGAAAUUGAACAGUGCCUCUGGUGUUAGCCAUCUCCUCCAGGAUGACCCAUGAUUGCUUUAGCUCAUGACCGUGCACUCUGUAGGGAAAGGGUAUUUAAGAACCCUUUGGACCCUCUACAAAUUGAUGACCACCUACUGCUACAGUACUACAGAUUUCCACGUAGGGAUACGUUCUGGCUAGAUAUUGGUCUAGUGGCAAGGUCGUCUCAUGUGGUCCCAAGACUCCCUAUGCAGACGUUUGUGUUAAUAGCUUCAAGAUUUUUCACAAGUGGUAGUUUCCAGAGUGUAAUUGUUGAAGCUACUAGCUUAAGGCAAUUGACUGUGUCAGAGUGACAUUUGCUCCAAAAAUAACAUUACGUACUGUUCCAUGAUAAUAUUAUUAUUAUCGUCAUCAUUAUUACUAUUAGUAUUGCUUUUAUUAUUGUUAUUAUUAUCGAAAACUCCAUGAUCUAUUUUCUUCUAUAAAUGUUGUCAAAAGAGAUCACAACACAUGCAUCCGACGCAGUCUUCUGUUGUUGUGACAUGAUUGGCUUACAUCUCCUACUCAGUUAUGUAUCAGUCGCAGUGAUUGGCCGACAGGAAAAUUAAAAACACAUCACCACCAUCUGUUAGCAUUAUAUGAACUACUGUAAUGCCCGAGUUCAUACGAGGACCAUAGCUAAGUUAUGAACCGUUUGUGAAUCGUUCUUUCGGUAAUUCGCAUGGGCUUCCCGGCAGUUAUGAACUUUGUAUCUCAGCGUGUUAUAGUGAAUCUGGGCCCUGGAUAGUGUUUUGACUAUGAAUUUGGCAAGAGACAUUAAUCUUUGACAUUGUCUUCUGAAUUUGGUGUUCAUCACAAUGCUCAUGUAAAGUUCCAUCAAAAUAUGUGUACAGUACAGUAUCAAUACAAUAGUCUGACCUUUGACAUUUUUGUAAUCUAACUGUGUCAGACAGUUCGAUUUGGUGUUUGACUCUUUACUUGACGAUAUGUAAACUUUCAUAAAAACAAUUGCAACAGUACUAGAUAUAAUCUAGACCAUUUAACUUGACUUUUGACAUAGUAGACAUUUGAAUUUGAUGUUCUCAACUUUAUCUAGCGAUAAUACUUAUUGACUUGAAGUUUCAUCAGAAUAAAAGAGUCACAUUGGACAAGUUUAUGAUCUAUCUGUGAUCUUGACCUAUGAUAUACUAGUAAAUUCAGUGAUCAGCACUUCAAUUCAGUGAUAAUAUACAGCAGUGUGAAAUUUGGUUAUACAGGUAAUUUCUACAUCAGAACAAGAGUUAUACUCUAGACAGUUGUGACCUUUACUUUCCACAGAUAUUUGAAUUUGGUGCUCAGCACUUUGCUAAGUGAUAAUACAGUACACAUUCUUGCUUUGUUGUGUCAAAAUAUUUUAAUCCAAACAGGAGUUACACUGGACAAGAUUUUGACCUCCCUGUGACCUUGAUUUUUGGCCCAGAUUUUAAUUGCGUCUUCUGCACUUUGUCUCCUUAGUAUACAUCAUCUUUUAAAAAUUCCAUUAAGAUCAGUCUGGCUGUUUCAGAGAUAUGCUGGAUGGAUAAAGUGGCAUCAAUUAUAUUUCUCCUUUUCGGAGCUUGAAAAAAAGGAGAAUUGUAAUGCCAUGAGACAUUUUAACAUAUUUUAUGAUAUUCUGCAUGAUAAACAAUAACAUGUACCUUUAGAAAAUGUAAACCCUUUGAGAAUUAAGUUACAUCUCGGAAAGUGUUGUCAAAAGUUUCAUUAGAUUCCUCAAAUGCUUACAAAUCAAUGUAAACUGAGCUGUAAAUUACUGUCUAUAUAAAAAAAGCAUAUUAUGAGGUUGGAACAUGCGAAAGAUUAAUCUGAGGUAUUAUUUUAAAUGUGUAAGUACUAUUUUAUUAUAAAACUGCUUAGAAAUAUACAUUCAAAUGAAUUUGUUAAUAUGUGAUACUACUAGACAAUAAAUUUACAUACAUAGAGUACUGAAAACAGGGUGAAGACACAAUGAACAAAAUACAGUAUUAACAGGAUUUUUUCCUAUGUGUAGGGACUUUUUUUAUUUACUAAUUACUGUAUUCUGCGCCUGAACAUUUGAUCGCUGUUUUUGCUUAGCUAUAACAAUUUCCAAUUUCAUAUAAAAGAAAUUGCAUUUUAGCUAUUCGGUUUAUUUCACUACUCUUCAUGACAAGUACAGUACUCCUCAACAUACUGUUUAUGGAACCAAGAUAAAAAAAAAUAUUUGAGAAAGGGUCUUGAGCAUGAUCGAUUAAAGGUACUGUCAGUAGUUACUGUAAAUUUUGGAUACUUCAGACGUGUUAUUCUGCUAUUGGGAUCAAGCGUCUGUGCCAUAAUUUCCAAAUUAGAGGAAAUAAAAAACUUAUCUCAACAUUGAAUACCUUGGCUUUUUCUCUCUCUCUCAAAGCUUUUAUUUUGCAUUGCUUAGAAUCACUUCUUAAGUACUCCUCAAUAUUCUAAUGAAGUAUCCAAGAUAAACAAGCUAUAUAGGCAUGAGCUAGUUUCAUUCUGCAAUGUUUUAGCAUGAGGCCUUGUUCACACACGAACAAAGUCUUGCCUUAGAAUGUUGCAGAAUAAAACUCCAACUGUAUUUACCCACCAUCACCAUAAACUACUCUUUUCUCAUUGUAGAUAAUUCACAUAAACAAACUGCAUUUGAGUAAGCAGUCUUGUUAAUGACAAAUGAAGUUUUGUUUAUCAAUUUCUUUUCUCUAAUGUAUAAGACUACCCUAACUUUGCUAUUAAGGCAAUUUUUUACAAGUUUGAUUUCAUUCAAGAUCACCCGAUAUUAUUCAAGACGAUUUAUUAAGCAACAAGGGUCAGAAAUUGUAAUUUGGGUACCAUUUUAUUGAAUUUCCCAAUAGAAUGAAACUACUAAACUGUGACAUAAUGUUUUCAUUUUAUUCAAAAUUACAGUCGUGUUACAUUUUAAAAUACAGGUGUAUUGAUUAAUGAGAUGGGGUUAAAAUUUUUACUCUAGGUAAUUAGUCUUGCUGAUGAUUAAGUAACUUGACUCGUUUUUAUUUGCUCAUUACUAGUAGUGUCUUGUUUGUUUUUGGACUGCCAUUAAAACCAAGCUACCCAUUGCCAAGAAAGUUUUGGUCCUUAAUUCUUAAUUGAUAAUAAAAGAAUAACAAUGUUGAAAUAAUGAAAAAUCAGAUCUCCCUCAGGAUUAAUGUACAGGUAGUAUAACUGAUGAUUCGUUAGUGAUGGCACAGCCACCACCAGGCACCAGUACAAUGUUUCUUGACCAAGACUAGCAGACACCAUAAUGAACUCACAACAUACUCAUUUCUAUCAAUUCUGCAAGUGGAAUAAAUGUUACUGUCCCCCUUUAACACACACAACCACAAUAUGAAGUGUGCUCUCAUUUGUGAAGAUACCAAAUUUUGAGUAUACAGGUACUUUUUCUUAUUCUUUCAGGCCUUUACCCACUAUAUAAAGCGAUGCUAAAAAUGAACACACACACACACACACACACACACACACCUACCUCUCCCCCAUAUACAGUACAUAGUCAUUCAUUCAUUCAUGCAUGGUACUCCCCUUUGACAACAAGGCUCUAAACUUGAUUUUCCUGUCACUGCAGCAAGCCAGCAUCAUCCAUCAUCUGCAUGUCUUUCCCCAAAUAUCAAUCAAUGCUGUACUGUACUCUGCUCAUUCACUCACACUUGCUUUCUUAAUGGUAAUCCUCCUUAUUUCAAUUGCAUCCUUUUCUCCAUCUUUCCAUUAUUUUUUUUAGUCUUUCUCUCAUCCUCCUGCCAUUCAUCUCUGACUUGUAAACUCUUUUGUACUAAACUUUCACUUUCCUUUCUAUUUCUUUUUCACUGCAUCCUGUUUACAUCAUACAUUGCUCAGUGACAUUCUUUUUGUCGCUUUCAAUUUGCUCCCUGCCCUUGCGUCCGGAGUCUAUGCUUCUUUCCUACAUAAUAAUGCAAGCACAGCAAUUUAUGUGUACACCUAUUAACUUUCUACUGCUCUGUGGUUCAGUACAUCAUAUAUUUGCUGACACAUUAUUUCCCACUUCUCUUCCAUUUAAUUUCAGACUAGCAUUUAUUGUUCUCUUCUCAUCUUACUUUAAUCUCUAGUUCUCUUUCACUAUCAACUUUUCCAUAAGACCCAAUCACUAACUUGUCGUGACUUUCUUUUGAAUUCCCCACUCAAUUGCAGCAUCGACUGUAAGCAGCAACUGACUAACCUCCGAAAACCAUUGAUUCACCAAACUUGCACCUAUCACUCUUCUUUUCUUGGUACCCCUUCCAUAAAUAUAUCAAACUGCAGUAUAAUGACAUAACACAUUCUUGAUGUAAUCCUGCUUUAUCUGGAAAUUGGUUUCCUUCUUCCCAACAAACUAACAUGCUAAUUUUCCAUAUGAACACUGGAUAGUAUUUUACAAUUUCCUAUUUAUUCCAGACAUUUUUAAUAUUAAUCUUUUCACUUCUGUUUUUUGUAUGCAUUUUCUACACCCGUAAAUGCCACAGACAAACUCCUGGCCUAAAUUUUCUUAUAAGAUAUUGUUUUGCAAAUUUUGUCUUUGAAGAAGAUUAAUUAAUUUAGAUCUUACAAUUUGCUAAAUGUAUUUAGGGACAAAUUGUUAAGGUUUCUGUAAAUGAGUGAAUGUACUCAGUACCCAUGAUGUCAUUUUAUGUAUGUGUGGAUCUCUCUCAAAUACAAAUGUAAAAGAUAGGGGAGUCACUUUUCCAGCCACUGUAAGUCAAAUUUAUGUAAAUGACAAAUGAAGUCUUUUGUACAUAGGUUUAAUGAUGUAAACCAAAGUGUUUAGCAUAUGUCCAACAAGGCUGACUUAUAUAUAUAUAUAUAUAUAUAUAUAUAUAUAUAUAUAUAUAUAUAUAUAUAUAUAUAUAUAUAUAUAUAUAUAUAUAUAUAUAUAUAUAUAUAUAUAUAUAUAUAUAUAUAUAUAUAUAUAUAUAUAUAUAUAUAUAUAUAUAUAUAUAUAUAUAUAUAUAUAUAUAUAUAUAUACAGUAGUGAAAAUUUUAAUUUUAUGUAUGUAGAAUUGUCAAAAUUGCACAUAAUAUCAACUGUAUGAAUGAAGGCUCUGUGUUUAAGUUAUGUUGUAACAAGGAAGCAUAAUGGUUUAUAUUAUUCAAAUCCGUGAAAAUACUAAAGAUGUGUUACAGUAAUACAGAGUAUUCUUUAUAUUCAAAAGAAUGUAUAAAACUUACGUUUUGCCUUUAAAAUCUUUCUAUGAAGAAAAAAGUAUGAAUCAGUGUUCAGUAUAUUAGACAUUUAAAUAUCCUGAAGAAUUGGAGUUCAGGCUCCAACUUACAGUACAUACAUUUACUGUAAACAUUAAUUCAAAAUUCCUUUACACCAACAUUCCUCCUUAAAUGAGUACACCAUGUAUGUGCUCUCUUGCUUGAAUCCAUCCAAAUCAAUAAUAGGUUUAACAGGAGGUUGAGAGCAAUCACUUUUAAUAAGUAAUGGUGAGCUUGCUACCUUGGGUUUUUUGUGUAGUCUCAGAUGAAUACAUUGAGCUCUUAGAGUACUUGGGAGAACUUUCUCAUGUAACAGUAACCUAGUCCUUUUCAUACAUCCCCAAAAGGUUGUAACUCCAUGUACUCUACACAGUUGUAACUUAUUUACUGGGUCAUAGUUUAUGGGGGUGUGUAAACUCCCAGUAGUACCUGGAUUUUGCUUGCUCUUACACUCCUGUCAUGACUCGUGGACUAGGGCUCAUAUUCAUGAGAUACGAGAAAACGUUACUUGUGAUAAAAUACUAUUGUUCAGUGCAUUUCACAUAUUUAUGUAUUUAUUAGACUUAUUUCAUACUGGCUGAUAUCAUGAAUGUAGUUUUUGCAUGUGUUCAGUUGGGAUUAAUAAGCUAAAAAAUACCAAUUUGACUGCUCUGAGUUAAGUGUAUAAUUGUGUGCAAGUAUUGGCUUUAGUUUCUCUCCUGAAUAUAACUCAUUACUCUUAAAACCUUGCUCAUGUGCCCUCUUAUGUAUCAUUUUAAUUUAGCCUUCAGCUUUCUGUAAGAAAUGAGAAAUAGUCUUAUGUAAAAAUUUUAAACUACAAUAUUUGUUAAAGCUGUACACGUAUGAAAAGAAGGAUUGUAAUUUUUAUAUUGUUCCUCAGCCCUCCUGUAUUUCAAAGCAGUACUACUUUGCACAGUAUAAAGUCUUUUCAGAGAUUGAUUAAAUGUACAGUUCCAAUAGCAUUGGUCACAAAUGUCCAAAACUUAUUUUAUGUCCUUUGCAUAAGACAUUAUUUUAUGUAUUUUCCUAUAUAUUUGUGUAUAAUAAUGAAUAAAUGUAAGUGUACCACA
Homarus americanus (American lobster) is the source of this 12347-nucleotide messenger RNA. It is a transcript of the gene krz, whose product is annotated as beta-arrestin-1-like. The transcript has 14 exons. Gene Ontology annotation, cellular component: cytoplasm. Gene Ontology annotation, molecular function: G protein-coupled receptor binding. Gene Ontology annotation, biological process: signal transduction; G protein-coupled receptor internalization. NCBI's taxonomy places the organism in Eukaryota, Metazoa, Arthropoda, Malacostraca, Decapoda, Nephropidae. The coding region runs from base 278 to 1546 and encodes 422 amino acids. The record is from RefSeq and is a predicted model, not a curated record.